GAAUUCUCUGCCAAUUCCCAAAUUGGGUAUACCAGGAAUUCAGAAGCCUCGAUUUCUCAAGGCUAUUGGAAUAGGAUAAAUUAUUUGCAGGAUUUUGAGGUUCUUCAAUAGUUUAGGCAUGGCGCCGACAAGUUUGCCGCCAGGGUUCAGAUUUCAUCCCACAGAUGAGGAGUUGGUUGAUUAUUACUUGAAGAGAAAAGUUCAUGGCCAGAAGAUCGAACUUGAGGUCAUUCCCGAGGUUGAUCUUUACAAAUGCGAGCCCUGGGAUUUACCUGAGAAAUCUUUACUCCCAAGUUUCGAUAUGGAAUGGUAUUUUUUUUGUAUGAGGGACAAAAAGUAUCCUAAUGGUUCACGAACAAAUCGAGCAACAGAAGUAGGUUAUUGGAAGGCUACAGGAAAGGAUCGUAAGGUCAACUCCCAUAUGCAUUCCAUUGGAAUGAAGAAGACUCUUGUGUUUUAUAGAGGACGAGCUCCUCAUGGUUCUCGAACAAAUUGGAUCAUGCAUGAAUAUCGUCUUGAUGAAAAGGAAUACGGAGAUUCAACUUAUUUACAGGAUGCUUAUUCUCUGUGUCGAGUCUUCAAGAAAAGUGGAGCAGAGCCAAGAUAUGGAGAAUCGCAUGACGGUGCCGUGGGUUUCUGUAAUGGCAACAUGCUUGAACUGCCACAAGAAUUAUCACCACUACCAUUUCAGAACAAUGGACGAACAAUAUCUACUUUUCCAUCCGAAUCUUCUUUUGAUGUCAUGAUGAGCGACAAUGCUGUUGUAGAUGAAUGGUUCCACUUUGUGCCUGACGAAACUGGCACCUGCAACAUCUACCAGUCGCCUAAUGAAUCUACAAUUUGUCAUCUCAAUGUUGAGAGAAUUCCCGGAUUUGAGUAUGAGAAUUCUGUAGCAGUUGAAGGGCUAAGUCUUUCCAAUUCAAGGAUGCUUACUAGAUUCUUCGAACAAUCCAUUUCAUCCGCUGCAGAAGAGGAAGAAGAAGACAUGGUAGAGCAGAUUUACCGAGAUGCACAGGCAUCUCAGAAGAAUAACAAUGCAAACCAACUUGAUGAUUUCCACUCUGAAAGAAGCUUAGAAAGUUAUGAGCAGAAAACCAAUACAGCACAAGCAGAAGUAGGUGCUUUAUUUCCAUUUUUUAUACAGGAUGAGAAUCUUGGAGGUCUGUUUGACAUGGAGGAACAACCUCUCUUCUUGAACAAUUACAUUAUGCAGCAGAGUUCAGAUCCAGAGGUGAGAUUUUCAAAUGCAUUAUGAACUAAUUGAUAAUGAUUUUAGAGUACUGCAAACUUUGUAUAUAGCUUAGGUUAAUAUGUCAGAACAGUUCAUUGAACAUGUUUAAUUUGCGAAUCUAACAGGCUUUGUUAGAUCAGCAAAAGUUAUAUCGAAUAAAUAAUUCCAUUUUUUCCAGUUUCAUACUGUGAU
Messenger RNA from Cryptomeria japonica (Japanese cedar), 1423 nucleotides. Its product is annotated as NAC domain-containing protein 54. Gene Ontology annotation, molecular function: DNA binding. Gene Ontology annotation, biological process: regulation of DNA-templated transcription. Bases 119 to 1255 code for a protein of 378 amino acids. NCBI's taxonomy places the organism in Eukaryota, Viridiplantae, Streptophyta, Pinopsida, Cupressales, Cupressaceae. The transcript has 5 exons. The record is from RefSeq and is a predicted model, not a curated record.